AUGCUAUGCAAGACGCCUAAAUCCACUUCUUGGAACUUGUCAGACAGCCCUGAUCUCACUGGCCGGGUCGCCAUCGUGACAGGGGGCAGUACCGGGACCGGUUACUUCAUCAGUCUUGAGCUGGCUAGGAAAGGUGCAAAAGUGUACUUGGUUUGUAGAAAUGAAGAGCGAGCCCAGCGGGCCAUCAUCUCACUUCGUAAAGAAUUGCCAGAUGGAUCAUUUGAUUACAUCCACUUUGAUUUGACGCGACUCCGAACAUGUAAGGAUGCUGCUAGUACUUUCCUAAAGCGCGAGAAUAGGCUCGAUAUCUUGAUUAAUAAUGCUGCUGUUAGUCGCUGCUCAUCUUACAGUCUCAGCGAGGAUGGCAUAGAAAUUCAAGCAUGUAACACCGUUGGCCACUUCUGUUUGACGGAACGCUUAGUUCCCUUGAUGAAGCGGACGGCGCAAGUUGCUGAUGGGCGGCAUGCUAGAAUAGUCAACAUCACAAGCGCAAGUCACAAGUUGAACAGUGAACCGGAUUUCGCCAGUUCGCAAGGGUUAAAUCAAAGGCGAUGCUCGGCCUUGGAAAGGCAUGGCAAUAGUAUGCUUUCCAUAAUAGUUUUUAAUCGCGAACUACAAAGACGCUUACAAGGGACUGGGAUUAUUUGCCUUGCAGUGCAUCCGGGCUUCAUAAGUGAUCAAGUGCUACAAAACAGCAAGAAACUACGCGAGUUGACCAUGCGGCUUAUUCCCCACAAAGGUCCCAAUUCCCUUAUCGUGGAGGCGAAAGAUGCAGCCUUCACACCACUGUACGCUGCUAUUGCUUCGGAAGUGGAGAGACUGGAAUUGGGAGGGUCCUACUUGGUACCUCCCGGGAGACCAGCCACACCCCAUCCCAAUGCAAGAGAUCCGACUGGAAUAGCCGGCCAAAAGCUCUGGGCCACAUGCCUUAAGAUUGUCUAUUAUUCUCAGGGAAUCGUGCGUAACAGGUCGGAAAAAUCAUGUUUUGGACCUGUUUCUCAUUCACACACAUCAGGCAAAGACAAUCACACUGCAUGCUCCUGA
Messenger RNA from Puccinia triticina, 1044 nucleotides. RefSeq lists its product as uncharacterized. Bases 1 to 1044 code for a protein of 347 amino acids. The transcript is spliced from 10 exons. NCBI's taxonomy places the organism in Eukaryota, Fungi, Basidiomycota, Pucciniomycetes, Pucciniales, Pucciniaceae. The record is from RefSeq and is a predicted model, not a curated record.